AAUAAUACAAGUAAUGAACGAUCUGCAAGAUGACAAUCCAUAAUACUAAUUUGACGAACAACACGACUCAACUCAAUAAAUAGAAGAACCUACAGCUUCCUAGGCGAUUCCAGUCAAUCAAUAAAAUAUCUCAUUAGAUAACUCUGUUCCAGCAAGAACAAUUAGUGAAGCCUCAAGUGAAGAGAGAAAACAAUUCCUAAUACAAACUCUGAAAAUCUUGGCUGUACAACAAAUAUUCUAAUUGUCACUGGCCUUGGGUUUUGCAUUUGUAGAAGAGUGGGGAUUCUGUAGUAAUUUCUUCCUAUUCCUUUUCAUUUCGUAGAGUUUAGAUUUGUAUAUAGCCACAUUUAAGGCAAGGGGAAUAAAGAAAUAGGUAAUAAACUGCAUAAAUUAUAGGAAAACGUAAUGAAAUUGUAAUGGAUAGGCUGGAUGAUAUGCUAUUCAUUUGCAACAACUUUAUUUUCUACUUUAAUGAACGUGUUGUUCUUCGGGUGGUAUUUUUAUUUACUAUUCCUACUAACAACAUUCUUAUUUCCCAUAAUAACCUUGGGGAUGGUUAUUCACAUUUCAUCAGGACGUGUAUGCAUAAAUACAAAAUGUAUAUAAGAGAGUUUAGUAUUUUAUAGAAUAUUCGCUGAUAUACUGUGUUUUGAUCUUCUUCUUGGAUCUCUGUAUUUCAGUAUUUAAUGAGGGAUAUGUUCCUUUUGGAUUUCUGCUUGCAGAGGGACUAGUUUAUUUAUAUGGAUUGUAUUUAACAUUCAUAAAUGUUCAAAUUUAGUAUGUAAGAAUUAAUUUGAAUUUAAGCCAGUCAAUGACUUAUCACUUAACUUUCAAUAGGAAGAAACCAAGUUCAAUUAAAUGAUGAACCUGCUUGAUAGAGGAACCUAAAGAUUAUCAGUGGGAGUGAUUCCAAAUGAAGCUUAGGAGAUAACAAUGGAGGACAUCAAGAAAUAGAGUAUUGGUUAAAGAUUGCUAAAGUUGGCCAUUCUGUAAUCAUUCUGUUUAACUUUCUACAUCCUCCCAAUAUUGUAUUUGGUCUUAGUGAUUUGGUUCAUAGUGAUAGCUUACAAGACUGACACAAAGUUUGUAUAGAUUGGGAAGAAGUACGAAGUUAAAUUGAAUGAACAAUUUGUUGCUCCAAUAUUAAUCAACUUGGAUAUUUUGGGAGGAUUCAAAUAUGCAACGGAGUGAAUAUGUAUAAAAAUAUCAAA
Paramecium octaurelia is the source of this 1211-nucleotide messenger RNA. Lineage: Eukaryota; Ciliophora; Oligohymenophorea; Peniculida; Parameciidae. The record is from the annotation of a GenBank genome assembly.